Bufo bufo (common toad) is the source of this 3420-nucleotide messenger RNA. RefSeq names its product heterogeneous nuclear ribonucleoprotein U like 1 (gene HNRNPUL1). Lineage: Eukaryota; Metazoa; Chordata; Amphibia; Anura; Bufonidae. The record is from RefSeq and is a predicted model, not a curated record. The coding region runs from base 110 to 3076 and encodes 988 amino acids. The transcript is spliced from 15 exons. Gene Ontology annotation, molecular function: protein binding.
GCGAGCGGACGGCGAAGAGACUGGAGGAGGGGGGUGGGAGCAGCGCGCCGCCAUUUUGUCCGCUCUCCUGUGAUACCCGCGCUGCUCGCGUCUGAGCUGAAACGAGAGGAUGGGGGAUCACUUCCAUCGAGGCGGAUACCCACCGGGGCCUCCCAGGGAUUUCCGCAGGGACGGGGAAAGCCGAUAUUAUGGACACCAUGCGCCGGAUCAUUACGGAUCCUCGGGCGGAGCUUACCCACCACCUCACAGAGAGGAGCCAAUUAAACAGGAGCGAGAUCCGUUUUUUGACAGGCGACCCGUGGAACCAGCUCCUCUUCUACAGAAUAUGGCUCUAAAAACUGAAUUUAAACAGGAGGAGCCCGAUCUUGGUCAGAGGGGUCCCAGUGCUGGUGGUCCUCCACAGUCCUAUCAAAAUCGUAAAAGACCAUUUGACGACCGAGGCAGAGGCUUCUACGAGCACCGAGAAGACAGGAGAACGAGAUCCCCGCAGGGUCGUGGUGGUGGUGGUAGUGGCGGUGGUGACGAGGACGAUGUGUUUGACGAGAGCUUUGUCGUCCUGGAUAACUAUAACAGCGACCUGCCCUUCAAGCUGAGCAAAGACCGCACUGUAGGGUUCCCACUCACCACAGAGGGAUUCGCUUAUCUCUGGUCUGGAGCUCGUGCCACGCAUGGUGUGAACAAGGGACGGGUGUGCUUUGAGAUAAAGAUAAAGGAAGAAAUUGCGGUGGGACACCUCCCGGCCAGCGAGCCGGAUCCACACGUGGUUCGUGUUGGUUGGUCCUUGGAUACUUGCAGUACACAGUUAGGAGAGGAAAUGUAUUCUUAUGGCUACGGAGGUACAGCAAAGAAGUCCACCAACAGCAAGUUUGAGAACUAUGGAGAGACCUUUGCAGAGAAUGAUGUCAUCGGCUGCUUCAUUGAUUUUGAAACUCGUGGCGACAUAGAGAUAUCAUUCUCCAAGAACGGGCGGUAUUUGGGCACAGCCUUCCGUAUCAGCAGGGGCGCUGUGGGUAACCAGGCCCUCUUCCCUCAUGUUUUAGUAAAGAACUGCUGUGUUGAGUUCAACUUCGGCCAAAAAACUGAGCCGUUCUGCAGCUGUCCACCAGGGUUUACAUUCAUACAGGAGGUGCCCACCUUAGAAAAAGUACGUGGAACGGAACCCCCCAAGAACAAAGCAGAGUGUGAGAUUUUAAUGAUGGUGGGACUGCCGGGAGCUGGUAAGACGACCUGGGCAAUGAAGCACUCCGCAGCAAAUCCAGGAAAGAAGUACAACAUCCUUGGAACCAAUGCCAUUAUGGAGAAAAUGAGGGUAAUGGGUCUUCGGAGACAGCGUAAUUACGCCGGCCGUUGGGACGUCCUGAUUCAGCAAGCCACAAAGUGUUUAAACCAGCUGAUCCAAAUAGCUGCCCGUAGGAAACGCAAUUACAUCCUCGAUCAGACAAACGUCUAUGGCACAGCUCAGCGCAGGAAGAUGCGACCGUUUGAAGGCUUUCAUCGCAAGGCUGUUAUAAUCUGCCCCACAGACGAGGACCUUCUAGAUCGUAUUGUAAAGCGCACUGACGAGGAAGGAAAGGAUGUCCCCGAUCACGCUGUGCUAGAAAUGAAAGCAAAUUUUAGUCUGCCGGAACCAGGGGACUUCCUGGAAGAGGUCAUCUACAUCGAGCUGCAGAAGGAGGAGGCAGAGACUCUGAUCCGAGAGUAUAAUGAGGAGGGAAAGAAGGCAGGGCAGCCCCCAGAAAAGAAAUUCCGAGGUCGUGGCGGGGGAGGUGGCGGGGGAGUUGGCAGAGGAGAAGCAGCACGCGGUGGAUUUGAUAACCGGGGUCCCUCUGGUGGAUCUGUUGGAGGUCGAGGAGGGUUUCAAGGUCGAGGUGGAUACAACAGAGGAGGCGGUCCUGGAGGCGGAGGUUCAUUUAACCGUGGAGGGAACAACACACAAAGCCGCUGGUCUGGGAACUCGCAGGAUAAUGGUUCAGAACAUCGAGGUGGCUACGGUACUGAUGGUCUAGCAGGCAGCCGAGGCGGCGGCUACGGUCCUGAUGGUCAAGCAGGCAGCCGGGGAGGCGGCUACAGUUCUGAUGGUCAAGCAGGCAGCCGAGGCGGCGGCUACAGUCCUGAUGGUCAGGCAGGCAGGCGAGGCGGCGGCUACCCUCCUGAUGGUCAAGCAGGCAGGCGAGGGGGCGGCUAUGGUUCUGAUGGUCCUGCAGGCAGCCGAGGCGGCGGCUAUGGUUCUGAUGGUCAAGCAGGCAGCCGAGGCGGCGGCUAUGGUUCUGAUGGUCAAGCAGGCAGCCGAGGCGGCGGCUAUGGUUCUGAUGGUCCUGCAGGCAGCCGAGGCGGCGGCUAUGGUUCUGAUGGUCAAGCAGGCAGCCGAGGCGGCGGCUAUGGUUCUGAUGGUCAAGCAAGCAACCGAGGCAGUGGUUAUAGUGGUGCAGCAUCAAAUCCCCCUUCUCACAGUGCACCCAGCAGCUAUGGCCAAGGAUCAUCAAACUUUGGACAAGGAGGUUACAGUGGUGCUGGAGGAUAUAGCCAGAGUGGAAGUUAUGGACAAGCUGGAGGAAGUGGGGGUAGCUAUAGCCAAGGUGGAGGAAGUACCAGUGGCUAUAGCCAAGGUGGAGGAAGUACCAGUGGCUAUAGCCAAGCCGGAGGAAGUGGCAGUGGAUUCAGCCAGGGAGGCACAGGUGGCUACAACCAAGGUGGAGGUGGUGGUUACAGCCAGGGUCCUGGAAGCAGCAGUGGCUACAGCCAAGGAAGUGGAGGAUACAGCCAGAGUGGUGCUGGAGGCGGAUACAGUAGCAGCAGUCAAACCUAUGGGGGUGGAGCGCAAAGCUACAGUCAAGGAUAUACCCAACCUCCGCCCCAGAGCACCACCUCUUCUCAGCCGUCUUAUAGUCAGGGUGGCUACGGUUCACAGUACCAGCAACCGUAUGGAAGUCAGCAAUGGAACCAGUAUCAAGGUCAGACACCAAAUCCUAAUCCUGGCGAGCCGCAGGGUCAAGGUCAGUGGAGCCAGUGGAACUACGGCGCAGCAGGCGGCAGCAGCAGUUACGACCAGCCCGCUAGAUACGGAGGGGCCCAGUGAAACCCUGCCGAGACGUAACAUUUGUUUUGGUUUCGUACCAGGACUGAUCCUCAACCACAUUGGAUUAAACUUCCUACUUUUCUGAUACCACGUGGCGCACACCCGUGCCAGGUCCAAGGAACGCUGUUCUGUUCGCAUAGAGUAUUAUAUAUCCAUGUGUAUUUACUGUGUCCGAGGAUGAGGAAGGUGACCUAAAGUGAAUAUUAUUCCUCUUAGAUAGUAACUGUCCAAUUGAAAGUCAAUUCUCUGGAAAAAAAUAAUAAUAAUGAUAAAUUAGACGCCCCUUCUCUCCAGCUUGCAUUCCAUGCCCAGGUAACCUUGCAGCCGCCCAUAUAUCUCUGACU